Messenger RNA from Rhizophagus irregularis DAOM 181602=DAOM 197198, 243 nucleotides. RefSeq lists its product as uncharacterized. Lineage: Eukaryota; Fungi; Glomeromycota; Glomeromycetes; Glomerales; Glomeraceae. The record is from RefSeq and is a predicted model, not a curated record.
AUGGAAUUUAUAAAUGCACCAAUUAGGCAUAACAAUCAUCUUGCUACUGAAUCUCAUCCACAGGCAUAUUGCACAAGUCGCUUACUUGAUUUUACUAGUAAACAAUUGAAUGAAAUUCUUGAAAGUAGAGAUUUACAAAGUCAAUCUACUAGUGGAAAAGUGAAUGGAAUGCUAGUGAGUAAAGAUUUGGAUGAUUGUAUAUUUAAUUUAAAGUCAUUAGAUAUUAAAACAGAUAAAAAAUAA